GCAUAAGAAUCCAUGGAUUGGUCUGCGCGUUGAAGACUUUGAGAAAUCCUAUAUGGUCACAAUUACCCCAAAAAAGUUUGGACUGAAGACAAAUGUCAAACUUGCAGAAGUUAGCCAUAAUGUGACGCACCAAAAUCAACAAACACAUUUGGGCCAGUUUAUCAAUGUAUCUCCAACACUGAACAGCCUUGAGGCAAUAAAGACCAGAUCAGUAGCAAUGCAAGCCACAGUAGGUCAAGAAAACACUUUGGUCUUAGGAGAAUGUAGUGUUCCGACUGUUGAGAAACCAUGUUCUGAAGAGUCUGGCAGUGAGAGUAACUUGAGCCCUAUCAAAUACUUAGGGAUUCAGCCCAUCUUUAAGGAAUCCUUCACCGAAGAACCACACAUCUCAAACAUUCUCUCGGGUAUUUAUGAUUUUCCAGAAUCUAGAAGACUAUUUGAAGGAGCUAGUAAUGAAAGAAAAGAUGAUAAACGAAAAGGGGACCCAAUGCUGUAUGAUUGGGAGAUGCGGGAGCAGGAAAACCUUCAAGGUGAUGUUGAAAAGCUUCUGCUAAAGACAACCAAAAUUCUAGAGGAGGAGGAAUGUGUGCUCAAACAGGAAGAGGAGCUGGAGUUCCUCUUGCAGACUCAGGUGGAAGAGGAGCAAGAUGACAGUGACCUCGAAGAGAACAGCAUAGUGGUUGAUGUGAGCAGUGACCCAGGCAGUAUGAAGAGUGAUUCAGAUGUUAAGCUCACAAUGUCCUUGAAGGAGUUGUCGGACGCUGGAGUGAUUGGGUUGGAAGACUUUGUGUGGUCUGAAAUUGAGGAGCAGGAAUCUGAUUGUUGUUGCACUCAUUCGCGCUUGGCCUGUGAUACAGAAUGCAUGCAACAAGAAAGAGGAUUUUGCUCUCACUGUGGCUUUAACAUUGCUGGCUCAAGUCCAGGAGCACACUGGAGCCUACAUAACCCCAGCUUACACCAGGAGUUGAAGGAACUGUGUCAGAUUGAGGACCGAAUUUUCGAAGAGAGUUUAAAGUUAAGGGAGCAGUGCUGGUCUGAGGAAGAGAACAAAACAUUUCCAAACCAAACUUCAGCUGAAUCUAAUGGAGAAAGAUUGAACCCAAGUGAAGACCGAAUAAAAUUCUUGAGUGCGUUGGAGAGGGAAAGGAAGGAGGUUGAGAAGAUGGAGCAAAGUCUUGCCAGAGAAGAACAAAUGAAAAGCAGGAAUUUAAGGAAAUUGCUGCAUAAGUCUUCAAAGAGACAACAUGGUGGCCAAAAGAGUACAACAAAAGUAGCUGCUGCAAGUCGUAUGAUUUCUAAUUUAACAGCUAAUUUGAGGACUGAAUUGACAAAUCAAUCUGAAUCAGCGGAAACUAAUUUAGUGAUUAAGGACUUUAAACCUCCUGUGAACAGUGUUGACCCAGACUCCAAUUGUGUCCAAUGCAGCAAAGAUACGGCAAAUAAACAAGUGCCUCUAUAUAUAGAGGUCGCACCUAGCUCGGGGAACAAGAGAGACACCCAGCUGCAACAUUUCAAAAUUCAUUGUGGACGAGACCAGGUUCUUGUUGAAAAUAAAGCCCUUCUUGCUAAUGAAGAAUAUAGUUUAAUUAAUACAAAAGGUGACAAACUAUUAAUUUCCCAACAGUUGCCAACUGAAGGCUGUGUUGUACCAGACACCAGAGAAUUGCAAAUGUGUGACCAGAUAGAAAAAGUUGACUUGGAAGAAACCCAGGGAAAGAAUUGCGAUGAGACCAAUGGUCUGGUUAGCAUUACUGAAGAUUAUCUGGGACUGAACAGCUUUGCAGGUAAAGGUGCACUGCUGAAUCCAACAGAAAUGCACGAACCACAAAACAAUCCAUUAGAUUUUGAAGCUAAUAGUCUGCUAGAUAAAGAAGAGAAUCGUAUGAAGGAAGUUCAUUCCGCUGAGAGCAAAACCUUUGGAGGCAAUGAAAGAUUCACAGCUGAACGCAAUGACACAACACACCAAAUUAUAAAAACUAAACAAAAGCCAAAAGGUGAAGUGCAAACCAACUUGUCCCUGAAAGUAGAAAAGUUUCCAAUAUCCAGGUCUACUCAGCAAUCUUUCAGUGAAUGUUUUGUCGUAGAUGGAGAGAUUGGUACUGAAGACCAGCUAAGUGUUCCAGUACCUAAGCCAAGAGGAAGGAUUCGGCAAAAUGUGAUACAAUGUCAGAAAGAGACUAACCCAGCACAGCAUUUGAGAAAUUCCACUGAUUUAAGGAAGACUGAUGAUGAUGAUGAUCAUGAAUUGUCAGAAAUUGAUUUGGAAACUUGUCCAACUUCACAGGAGGUUAUAUAUCAAGAGACUAUCAGCAGUAAAACAGCAAAUGAGUUAGAUCUCAGUCUGUGGCCAGAGAACAGGUAUUGUGCAACAGAACUGAAGCCAGACCAUACCAGUAGAACUUCUAACAUAUCUGACUCAACAAACCUGCAGAUAAAUCAAGUAACUUGCAAAAAGGGUGAUCGUGUCACUGAAGUAACUUGUUUCAACGACUCUGUUCCAGAGAAUAUGAACUCUGUUGUUAAAAAUGGUGAAAUGUGUUUAGGUGAAAAUGACUCCAGGUUAGUUCUAAACCCCGCUCUGACUCAGGAAGGUGAACAUGAUGCAACUCAGACUCUCGUACCCAAUGAAGUAAAAUCAAGGACUGCAGCUGGCAACUGCAGCUUAACACUAGAGAUGAUCUGCAGAUCUGGGACAAUAUUGCAGCCCAGUGAAUCCAGGAAUGUUGUGAAUCAAAAGGAAUCCUUAAAUAUUAUAGAUGGUUCCCUUUCAGAUCACAUAAAUAACGAUGAGGAUUUUCACAAUGCAGAAGCAUGUUCUUCUGAAUUUAAAUCUGACUAUUUAAAUGUAAAAGAAUCUGGUACACGGAAUCCAUCUUUGGACACUCACAUUUUCCAAGCCUCCAUUAUGAAGGUCUCUAAUUAUAACACACCAAUUGUCCUAGACAUAGGUUCUGGUUUGUUGAAGGGUGGCUUUGCUGAUCAAGAACUACCAACUACCAUAUUUCCAACAGUAAUUGGACGACCCAAAUAUGAGGAUGUUUCGAGAGGGAGGUUUGAGAGAGAUUUUUAUGUAGGCAACGAUGCUCAGCACAUGCGUGGAGUCCUCUCCUUGUACUACCCCAUGAAACACGGAGUUGUGAACAACUGGGAUGAAAUGGAAAAGAUCUGGCAUCAUGCCUUCUACCAUCAGUUGCGCAUUGAACCAGAGGAACACCCAGUGUUGCUGACUGAGGCAGCCAUGAAUCCACACCAGAACCGAGAGAGAAUGGUUGAAAUCCUGUUUGAUUCCUUUAAUGUGCCUUUUUCCUAUGUGGCAAUGCAAGCUGUCUUAGCACUUUAUUCUUCUGGGAGAACCACAGGUGUAAUCUUGGACUCUGGAGAUGGAGUCACCCACACUGUGCCAGUAUAUGAAGGAUACAGCCUCCCUCAUGCUAUACAACGCUUAAAUCUGGCUGGUCGAGACCUCACUGAAUAUCUUAAAAAGUUAUUGAAAGAGAGGGGCUACUCAUUUAACACUUCAGCUGAGCAGGAAAUUGUCCGUGAAAUCAAGGAGAAGCACUGUUGUGUGGCUUUGGACUUUGAAGAGGAACUGAGCAAUUCUGAAAGAUUUGGAAACUGGAACUUACACUAUACACUACCGGAUGGUCAAAUCAUUGCUAUAGGCAAUGAGCGAUUCAGGGCUUCAGAGAUUUUGUUUAGACCAGAAAUUAUUGGAAAAGAUCACUAUGGAAUUCAUGAGAGUCUUCUUCGCUCUAUUAUUCGCUGCGAUAUAGACUUGAGGAAAACCUUUGUUGGAAACAUUAUUCUCUCAGGUGGAAAUACGAUGCUGACUGGUUUACCUGCUCGAAUACAAAAAGAAAUCCGUUCCACUGUACCUCUGAACCUGUCCACACAUGUGCAUGUGGCAAGCCCAGAAAAUCGGGACUUCACCGUGUGGAGUGGAGGAGCUGUCCUGGCAAGCUCACAUGCCUUUCAGAGCGCCUGGAUCAGCCGAGAGGAAUACAGCGAAUAUGGUUCUAACAUUGUUCAUAGGAAGUGUUUUUAAAUUAUUGAUGAACUUGUGGGGCAAUUUUUUUAUUGAUGUUCAAUGCAAUACUUGUUCAGUAUUAUUUUAAAGCAAUACUCCAGGAUUAUAUAUAAGGCUUGAAUUAUUUAAUUACUACACAGGAAUUCUUUUGUACUUUGAGUUGCUGGAAUUCUGAUCACAGCCAUUAUUUUUUCACCAAAUCCCUUCUUGCAGUGAGGCUGGAGUCCUGAGUCUUAAUAGUUCAGUACCUGGUGUAAGGGUCUUCCAUCCUUCCCCAGUUAAACUUCAUGGCCAAAUGUAAUUGCAUGAGAAUUGGUUACAGGGUCUGGACAAUGGGAAGAAAACAUUAACUAGGGUAUUCUGCUUCUAAUGCAACUAUGCAUCCCAUAGUUAAAUAUGAGAAUUAACUAAUUUGGGCUCAUGUGGAACCAUAAUCUCAGCAAGACUCCGUAACCUAAGGGAGAGAGGGAGUUCAUGCAACUUAAUAUUAUCGUCCUCGAAAGUUGCACAACACUAAUUAUGGAGGGAAUCCCCUCUGAAAAUAGGAUUGUUUUUAAUAAAUCCAAAUUGCAUUUUGAUUCCUCUAAGAACAGAUAUAAAACAAAACUAUCUGACUAUGUCAUUCAUUGCAAUGUUAGAGGAUGAAGAACAGUACUGUAUCUAAGUCCAGAGUAGGAAAUGGUAAAACCUGCUGACAACUAGUAGAGGGCUUGCAAGUGUGUUUUGAGGAAAUGCAUACUAUUCCCAGCUGUAAGUAAAGGUAAGGUUUGAAAAUUUUAGAAUAAGACCAUUGUAGAGCCUUAACUUCACAAGUUUCACCUAGUAAUGUUCGAUGCUUUAAGACUUUGUAAUGCACUUGUUUACUCUCUGGCAUAUUUCCAGCUGCCACUUUCUAUAAGAUUGAUGUAAAAGACUAGCCCAGUCUGUUUUGAGGGAAAAGCUGCUGUAAGUACUGCAGUGACUGCCGUGUUGGCAGCUAUUCUCUUGCUCCAAUCUACAUUCCUACAUCUGAACACGUGUUCCUCAGGAGAUGAUCAUGAUCAUGAAUGACUUAAAAUCAAACAUUGGACAAACUUCCAAGGAAUCUGUUUUGAAUCAGGAAUCUAUGUGGUACAUUGGCAUUAAGAUGUGUGAUUAUUCAGAUUAUGACAACCGCUAACACUUAUUAACACUUACUUACACUUGAAGCACAAGUGCAGGUAAGAUACGUAUAAAUUAUUAAUUUUAAAGUAUUUGUGAAGCUCUAUUUCAGCCCUCUAUUUUACUCCAUGGACAUUGUAAUGUUGGGUUACCAGCAGACAGGUGGAAUCCAAGGCAACUCAUUGAUUCACAAUGUAUAUUUCAGUGAGUUCAAUCUGUUUAGAGACAGGAGGUCAAUGUAAUCGAAGCAGAUGGUUCCAGAGAGAAUAAGGUUCACUAUAGUUUUUUUUAAUAGUUUUACUGUUUGAACUUGUGGACAUCAAAAUUAUCUUAGUACUAACUUAUAAAGUUGCUGUCCCUUUUUAUUUGUAUUUAAUUUAUUGUUUCACAGAUCACAAUUUUCUGUGUUCUUGUAGUAUUACACAUUUUUAUUAUUUGAGGAUGAAUCUAUUCUUGUUUACUGAAUCAAUGAGGAGCAUGAACUUUACUUUAAAUUUAAACUUUACAUAUAGAAUAUUGAUUUUAAAGUAUUUGCAUUCAUGAAGCUCUUCUGUACUGUACUCCAUACACAUUGCAGCAAAUGCCUGGGUUAUAUUACCUUUGCUUUAAAUUGUGAACUUUGAAAUUACUUUGAUAAAGCUGCAUUACUGUGCAAUUGACAAAUUCUAAAUAAAUAUUUUUAAAAACCAUGA
Callorhinchus milii (elephant shark) is the source of this 5859-nucleotide messenger RNA. RefSeq names its product actin family protein. The transcript is spliced from 11 exons. The record is from RefSeq and is a predicted model, not a curated record. NCBI's taxonomy places the organism in Eukaryota, Metazoa, Chordata, Chondrichthyes, Chimaeriformes, Callorhinchidae. Bases 53 to 4045 code for a protein of 1330 amino acids.